AUGGAUUUCAUUGCCGGGGCCAUUGGAGGUGGUCUAAGCACAGCAGUGGGUUAUCCGCUGGACACAGUGAAGGUGAGAAUUCAGACCGAGAAGCAUUACAAUGGGAUUUGGCACUGCAUACAAGAAACGUACAGGACAGAAAAAGUCUGGGGAUUUUACAAAGGUAUGACUGCGUCGGUCCUCACAGUGUCGAUGAUUUCUUCUGUUUCAUUUGGCACGUACAGAAACUCCCUUUGCACCAUCUGCAAGCUGCGAUACGGGGCUGCCGACGCGAAGCCGUCCAAGCUCGAUGUUUCUCUUGCCGGAGGUGCUGCAGGUGUUGCCCGGGUUGUACUGACGAAUCCUAGCGAAGUGGCCAAGGUUCGCAUGCAGACUCAGAGGAACCCACACCCUUCUGUUGCAUCUCCUCAGCCUGUUUCUAAGCCAAAGUACCGAGGGUCUCUGCAUUGUCUGAAGGUGAUCGCCAAGGAAGAAGGUUUCAGGGGUCUCUACAAGGGCUGCUCCGCAUUAUUCUGCAGGGACUGCUCUUCUUCUGCAGUGUAUUUCCUUACCUAUUCUACUCUUUGUGACUGGCUCACACCAACUGGGAAAAAUAAACCAGGUUUCCUCGUUGUGCUGCUUUCUGGUGGCUUCGCUGGAGUCGUGGCCUGGGGGUUAGUUACUCCCAUGGAUGUCAUCAAAUCACGGAUGCAAAUAGAUGAAUCGGACCAGCACAAGUACAAAGGCCUCAUCCACUGCACCAGGGAAAGUGUGAGAAAGGAGGGUGCAAAAGUGCUUUUCAAAGGACUGAGUUUAAACUGCAUUCGUGCCUUUCCUGUGAACAUGGUGGUCUUUGUAACAUAUGAAGCUGUACUGAGAUUUACAGAUUGUUAUACAAACAAAAAAUAG
Molecule: messenger RNA, 888 nt
Organism: Apaloderma vittatum (bar-tailed trogon)
Lineage: Eukaryota; Metazoa; Chordata; Aves; Trogoniformes; Trogonidae
Gene: SLC25A47
Product: solute carrier family 25, member 47
Exons: 6
Coding region: 1-888 (295 amino acids)
Biological process (GO): transmembrane transport
Cellular component (GO): mitochondrion
Molecular function (GO): transmembrane transporter activity
Source: RefSeq, a predicted model, not a curated record